AUGGGCUUCAGCCUGCAUGCCAACAAUAGCAAUGAUCCGCCUGAGGUGCGGAACUGGCGGAUUCAUCUCAUCACGGUUAUUGUGAGCAUGGGUGCUAUUGCGAUGGGCUACGACACCAGCGUGAUUGGCGGGACCAUGGCCUUGGAUUCGUUCCGUCGGGACUUUGGCCUGGUGUCUGCUUCAGAGACUGCGACUGAUACUCUUGAGGGCAACAUCGUGUCGACUUUCCAGGCAGGAUGCUUCUUUGGCUCGCUUCUUACAUUCCCGCUUGGGGAGAGAUUUGGGCGACGGAAUGCAAUUAUCAUGGCUGUUUGUGUCUUUUGUGUGGGUGGGAGUCUGAUGACUGCAUCUUCAGGCCAUCUCGGUUUGAUAUAUGCUGGCCGCGCCGUUGCAGGGUUCGGCAUCGGGGCUGUAUCACUCCAGGUCCCGGUUUACAUAGCUGAGAUGUCGCCAGCUUCUAUACGCGGUCGACUUGUUGGAAUCUUCGAAAUCUGCUCUCAGGGUGGCGGCAUGCUUGGGUUUUGGAUCAACUACGCCAUCAACCGUACUGUAUCCUCUGAACGGAUGGCUCAGUGGCAGAUUCCUCUGGGCAUACAGCUUCUCCCAGGGGGGUUACUCUUAGCUGGAAUCUUCCUUUGCCCUGAGAGCCCCCGGUGGUAUGCAAAGAAAGACCGCUGGGAUGAGGCAGAGCGAAGCCUAGUCUGGGCUCGUACCCUGCCUGCUGAACACCCCUUUAUUCAAGGAGAACUCCAACAAAUCCGCGAUCAGCUCCAAAAUGACAUGAUACCGCAGGAAAGCAAGUACGACCCGUGGUACUACAUGCACCGGUUAUGGCAAAGAGGGACUCGGAACAGGAUCGGCAUUGGCCUCUUGCUCAUGGCAUUCCAGAACCUGACGGGAGUGAAUAUCAUUACAUACUACUCGCCCCGAAUAUUUGAAACCCUCGGUAUCAAUUCAACAGACACCAAGCUCUUCGCGACAGGGUUCUACGGGAUCGCAAAGACCCUCGGCAUGACCAUCUUCAGCGUCUGGCUAGUUGAAAAAGUCGGCCGACGCAGCGGUCUCAUCUGGGGUGCUUUCAUAGGCAGUCUUCCCAUGUGGUACAUCGGUGGCUACGUCUUCGAGCGAGAUCCUACACGGACUGCAUCACGCGGCGACACCGUGCAGGACGCCUGGGGGUACAUCGCCAUGGCCUGCGUCUAUCUUUACGGCCUCAUAUACUGCGCUACUUGGCAGGGAAUAACCUGGGUCGUAUGCUCCGAGAUCUUCCCCAUCGACAUCCGCAUGCUCUGCGUCGCAAUCACAACAGCAGACCAGUGGCUCUGGUCGUUCGUCAUCAGCCGCACAACGCCGUAUAUGAUUACCUCUCUCGGAUACGGCACGUACUUCUUCUUCGCAUCGUUGAUGAUCGCCAUGGGGUUCUGGUCGUGGUUCUUUAUUCCGGAGACGAAGGGCAAGACGCUCGAGGAAAUGGAUGCGCUGUUUGGGGCGCCCAGCUCGGUUAGGGCGGGAAUUGGCGAGGUUGGGAUGGAUGACGUGAAGAGGGAGACUGUUCAUGCUGAGAAGGUUUGA
Aspergillus puulaauensis is the source of this 1572-nucleotide messenger RNA. RefSeq names its product sugar porter family MFS transporter. Gene Ontology annotation, molecular function: carbohydrate:proton symporter activity. The transcript has 6 exons. Gene Ontology annotation, biological process: carbohydrate transport; transmembrane transport. Gene Ontology annotation, cellular component: membrane. Lineage: Eukaryota; Fungi; Ascomycota; Eurotiomycetes; Eurotiales; Aspergillaceae. The record is from RefSeq and is a predicted model, not a curated record. Bases 1 to 1572 code for a protein of 523 amino acids.